GCGCCCCCCCUCUCAUUGACUUUCUUUUUUCUUCGCCUCCCACACACUUGCACACUUGUUCGUUUCAGGCCAAAUACAAAAUGUUAUCGCUCGGGGAGGCUACUGAAACGAAAUCGGACCACUCAAUAGGCUCUAGAACCCCCUAAACCCUCAGCAGUAUAGUGGUCGUCGAGUGCAGCCAUCCGAUUGGAUUGCCUUGAAGAGCCCUAGGGAAAGUCAAUGGGCCAAUUAAUGGGACUGGGACCAGACUCCCGGAUGCUGUCCGUCUCCCGUGAAUUUGCCUUUGAUGAAUCAAUCUGGGAUUGGUCCUCAAGUUGACGCGGGUAGUCAAUCUCGAACGUACCCCGUAUUCAUCCUGUACUAUACACAUAUUUGUUGUACAGCGCAGAGUGCAUCAUCUUCAAAUCAGAAGGCAACCAAUUCCCCCAAUCCCAACUCUUUGCCUGUUUGUCUUUCUGGAACGCCUCCCACCGUCUCCUCCCACCCACACUCGGUCCCUAGCCAAACCCGUCCUAGUCUCGGAACACUAUUGUCGCAGUGGGGAAUGCAGGCAAAGCUUGGCACGGCAAUCGACGCUCCUCAUUCAACGGCACUGCCCCCUAGUCCUCGCUCGUCUAUCCCUGCGCGUUCCCGCCCUUGUCUCAGAAGAGCACACUGUCACUUCAUUGGCUGCGUUUGUCCAAUGAGUGGUUUUUUACUCAGCCCUUUUUGCGUUUGUGGUUUGUUUCCGCAUAUGGUAAUCUACCCCGAGGAUGGGAGCAGACACGGAGAUACAAAAGUGCCGCUUAGUCAGAGUGUCAGGAAUUAGGAUGGUUACAACAUACACGGGAGAAGAAAAAGAAGACUUUUACAGCGGUUCCAGUGGUUGAGAACAAAAAAUGGGAACUAAAAACAGGUCGAUGUUCGUAGGGCUUAGCACAUAGCCCAUUAAUCCACUAUGUUGAUCUUCUCUGGUUGCCAUAUAUAUUGCACGGAGUAGUACUAAAUACUCCGUCAGUGCUCUGUGGCAAUGAUCCUCUAGACGAUCCGUAUU
Aspergillus ruber CBS 135680 is the source of this 1033-nucleotide messenger RNA. RefSeq lists its product as uncharacterized. The record is from RefSeq and is a predicted model, not a curated record. The transcript has a single exon. The coding region runs from base 287 to 808 and encodes 173 amino acids. Lineage: Eukaryota; Fungi; Ascomycota; Eurotiomycetes; Eurotiales; Aspergillaceae.